This is a messenger RNA of Castor canadensis (American beaver), 858 nucleotides long. RefSeq names its product sulfotransferase 6B1-like. NCBI's taxonomy places the organism in Eukaryota, Metazoa, Chordata, Mammalia, Rodentia, Castoridae. The record is from RefSeq and is a predicted model, not a curated record. Gene Ontology annotation, molecular function: sulfotransferase activity.
AUGUCAUCCCAGAACCAGCUGAGUGUUCUUCAUAAUUUCAAGGGGAUUCUCUUUUCUACUAUGUCUUCAAAAGAACUUCUUAAUUCCCUGGAUUCUUUUGAUGCAAGAGAAGAUGAUGUGUUUCUGGUUUCCUACCCAAAAUCUGGCACUCACUGGGUUGCAGAGGUCAUUGAGAACAUCCCCAAUGCAGGAAUUACCCUAACAUCUCCUAUCGAAUUUGGAGACGUUUCUAAAUUUGAAGAGCUAAAAGCAUAUUCGAAGAGAAGAGUAAUUCCAACGCACUUGAACUAUGACAUGUUACCUGUGAAUGUCAAACAAAAGCAGUGCAAGAUUAUCUACAUUGUUCGAAAUCCAAAAGAUACUGCUGUUUCGCUUUUCCACUACUACCGAGAUAACCCUAAUCUCCCUUGUGUUGAAACAUGGGCUGCCUUUUUUGAGCUAUUCCUCAGAGGAGAUGUUGUGUAUGGAUCCUGGUUUGAUCACAUUUUAAGCUGGGAAGAGCACAAAAAUGAUAAAGACAUUCUAAUUAUAUUCUAUGAAGAGCUGAAGAAAGAUUUUGCUAAAAGCCUAAAGAAAAUAACUACUUUCCUUGAUAUAAAUGUGAAUGACAAUGAAAUUAAUAAGAUUGCUUCAAAAACAUCAUUCAGUGAAAUGAAAAACAAUGCAGUCAAAGAAAACUUUGAUCCAAACCACACGAUCUGUGCCCUCACGGCUGACAGGAACCUGGUGUUCAGGAAAGGAGUGGUGGGUGAUUGGAUAAACUACUUUACUUCAAAGCAGAAGAGAGUGUUUGAUGAACUAUUCACAGAGAAAAUGAAACACAGUGAAGUGGCGAGACAUUUGAAGGAGUUCUCUUAA